Molecule: messenger RNA, 2712 nt
Organism: Peronospora farinosa
Lineage: Eukaryota; Oomycota; Peronosporomycetes; Peronosporales; Peronosporaceae
Source: the annotation of a GenBank genome assembly
AUGUGGGCAUCUAGUAGCAUGAUCAGCACUAGCGAUUGCGGUGAUAGUUCACGUGGUGUGCGAUUGGAACGCGACCCUAAUAAUAGACUAACCAUUACGCAAGAAACAGACGACACGGGAUCACCUGGUUGCAACGUGCAGCUAUCCGACCAGGAAAUUGUCACCGAUCUAUUGGCGACCCUACCCAAGCUUAAGGCUGCUGUCGAGGAUCACGAAAACAAAGCUCCGAAUUGGCUCCGCACGUCAAAAAGUGGCGAUUCUGUUGAAAUUUAUGAACUCUUGCCGACUCAUGAUGGCAAAGGAGACGACAUGGACAUUGUGCAUUCCGUGGUGGCAACAAUUGAGAUCGAGUGCCAUUUUAACGAGGUCCUGAAUGUUCUUACAAGUCAUAAAACAAACCACGACUUGGAAGCGUCGAUGCGAGCGAUUAUCCCCAAGAAAAAAGUUCGACAGGGUGAAGUUUUGCUACAGCCUCAUGCUACAACGCUGGAUGGAUCUCCGGUCCGACGGACUGUAAUCAAGAAAUCCUCACGUGGAUGUAGAAGUGUCACGUUUCACAACACGAGUAUUCCCGAAAACGAAGAAGAGGGCGUGGACAGACAGCGUAAAGUGCUUGUAAGUGUUAGUAUGACACGCUUUAAGUCGAAACGUCGAAUUGAUCUUCAAGGCCGACUUCGCAAUUGCCACCAGCGGCUGCAAAAACUUUGUCUAGCAACCCUUACUCAUCAGUUUGCGGAUAAACAGCGCGCCGUGCAUGUGAUUAAGACUCUACCUCGAUCGAUACACGACCAGCUUGCUCCUAUUGAAGAGAAGCACCAGAAUCGAUCUGUUCUCGGAAGUGGUUUGCGAGGACUGGAUCAUAUUUCAGUGGGUUUCGACAUCCAGACGAGGCAUGUCCACUGUGUUGGUGCUCGAGGCGCUGCGCAGUCGACUAGGAUUUUUGCUCACGGAUAUGCUUCUGUCACUCCUCCGGAACAAUUUGGUCAACACCAACAAAAGAUCACGACAUCGUACAGUCCUUCGGAGUUAGCAAACUAUCGCUCAUCUCACGUGAAUGCUGAAGCCAAGCAUGUGAUUAAGCUAUUAACCACUUCAUUGCAGCAAUUUGAGCGCGUGAUUCGGCGUCGUCGACUUGGGUUGCAGACGUUUAUUAAGAUCAAGCCUGGUGAUCGAAGUGGCGGUGAUCGCCAAGGAUUCCAGACUUGUGAAGUUUGCAACAAACGUUUCUCACUACUUCGACGUGAGCUUUACUGUCAAUUAUGUGGUCAUGUGUGUUGUGGGGACUGCUCCAAGCUAUACGAAGUGGAGACUAACGUUGGAGACGUUAGCAAAAAACGUUUGUGUGUGCGCUGCAUCGCUAAUGUGGAUUCUUGUAUCUUCGAAGAUGAGGACUUCAUUGCAGCUCAGGGUCCAGCAGUGAUUGAUGAUGAUUAUGAGCAUGAUGACGAUAACGAUAGCGAUGAGCUUGAGUGUAGCUAUGAUCGUCGUGACGAAAAUAACACGUACGCGAGUAUUGGGUCCACGGUCGCUUGCUCGGAGCUUGAAAGAGGGUUUAGCCUUGAUGAAGCAUCGUCAGAGAUCUAUCGAGAUAACGCGCUGGAGCGCUCAAUGGCUCUGCACACGCUUGGUCGACUAGUACAGUCGCAAGCCCAUGCUCCCGGAAAGCAGACUUUAAGGGAGCAAUCUUGCCUGAGCCAGUCGCAUCUUUAUCAAUCGCAACUUACGCAGAGUCAGCUCAGUCAAUCGCAGUCCAAAAAACUGAUACAUUCUGGGCUAAGUCGGUCGCAAUUCCAGAGGUCUCAACUUACGCAAAGUCAGCUCAGUAUAUCUCAAUUCAAGAGGUCACAGCUUACACAGUCUCAACUGAGCCAGUCGCAGUCUAGGUUGCAAUACCAGCAGUCUCAGCUUACACAGAGUCAGCUCAGUCAGUCACAGUCUCGAGCGCAAUUCCAACAGUCUCAGCUAACCCAGAGUCAACUUAGCCAGCCUCCGUCUUCGCUCACGCGGUCUCGUUUCAACAAGGAAUCUCAGGUGGACGAGUCGGUCGUGGCGCAGCUUCGUGCAGAUGUUGAAAGUCAUUUGAAACGCACGUUGCGAGCGACACUCAAGAGGUUUCCUGGAGCUGACGAGUCCCAGUUUUCCAUCGCACCUGUAGAGCGUGACUACCAACUCGAAUUCGACGGCCGUCAGACCAUGUCUCCAUCGCACCCGUUGCCACCAAAACCUCUUCCAGCUAAAGAACGACGGAGACUACAAUAUGUUAUCGGCUCGGGUGCAAUGAGCCCCACGUACGACCGAAGUGCACUCAAUAUGCUGGCUCAGAUCGCAUCGACGCACCUGAAUUGCCCUAUCGGAUAUGUAACCAUGAUCGACCAGUCGACGCAGUACGUGGUUGGGCUCCACCCUCGUGGCGCCAUCCGAAUGUCCAUUUCUCGAGAGGAAUCCAUGUGCUCGUAUACCGUUUAUCAUGAACGUCCACAGGUGGUUAAGAAUGCGCUAAACGACAUUCGCUUCAGUCAUAUGGGCUUCGUAACGCAGACCGGUCUUCGGUUCUACGCUGGGUUUCCUAUUCGAGCACCCGACAAUACCGUGGUUGCCACACUUUUACGCCGAAAUGGAGGCGUUAGCAAACUUGGCAAGUACGCUCAUUAUCGCUCCCGAACUGAGACCAAGACGGACAAGCGGGAUUUACGCGAGCACCCAAGAUGGUAA